Messenger RNA from Xenia sp. Carnegie-2017, 1590 nucleotides. RefSeq lists its product as uncharacterized. Lineage: Eukaryota; Metazoa; Cnidaria; Anthozoa; Malacalcyonacea; Xeniidae. Bases 181 to 855 code for a protein of 224 amino acids. Gene Ontology annotation, molecular function: AP-1 adaptor complex binding. The transcript has 10 exons. Gene Ontology annotation, biological process: regulation of Arp2/3 complex-mediated actin nucleation; negative regulation of cell motility; negative regulation of substrate adhesion-dependent cell spreading. The record is from RefSeq and is a predicted model, not a curated record.
UACAUGAAGUUGUGCAUGACAAUGAUGCUUAAAUAGUUGAAUUGAAUAUAAAUGAAUACAAAUUAUAAUGUAUGACACUCGUGCAAUAUGACACUUGGACAUUUUUCAAUUACUUCUCGUCGACAUUUAGGAUUUGUCAUAGCUGAUUGAUUUAGAUAAGAUAAGAUAGUGUCAGUGUCGAUGGGUAGUUGCUGGAGUGGGUUUCUGGCCGAGUGUCAGAAGAUAAGAAGACCUAUUGAUUACUUUGAAAGAAGUCGUCAAAUAAGAUCGGCAAGAUACAAUGUUCGAGAUAGAGGAGACGGAAUUGAGUUUGAUAAUUUGCUAAGUGAGGAUGAGUAUGAGAUUCAAACAAAACCCAGACAGAAAGUUAUUACUGAUGAAGAAGCAACAUUUAUGAAACAAAAGAGAUAUGGUGAUUUAGUUCAGAAGCAGGAAAUUGUCAAUAUGCAAAUCGACCAAAAGUUGCAACAACAUGAAGAUGAUCUUCGAAAACAAGAAGAGGAAUUUUACGAGGCGAAAAGAGAGGCUGCCAGAGUAGCGAGGCAAGAAAGAGCCAAAAGAGAAAAUCGAAAUACGGCAAGAAAGAGUGAUGAACAUAUAAAGAAGUUACUAGACGAAUCGGCGUUUGUGUCAUGGCUGUCUGAUGAUGAUGACGAAAUAAGCGAUCAUGAUUUGGAUACGCAAGAUUUCGAGGAAUUCUUGGCUAAAGUGAGAAACAGUAACCCAGACGGUGCUGAGGCGGCUAUGAGUUCCCAUCCCUCAGAUUCACUUGAGAACGAUGAUGAAGCGGCGAACCUUGCAAAACAGUCAUUGGACGCUCUAGGACGUUGGUCUCCAGCAUUUGAUGAUGAUUAGCGAGUAUAUCUUGCCACAAAAACAGGUUCAUUUAUCUGCUGAAGAUAAACUGUGUCAGAGAUAUAUGACUGUGAAGAAAAAGUUGUUCUUUUGAACUAUUUAAUUUUGACAAUGAAGGAUGAUUUUAGAGAAAUGCAUUCCUGAAACGUGGUAUUUAAGAAAUCAUAAAACGAUAAGCACUAUUACAUAUUCAUCUAUUCUUAAACAAUACAUAAAAUAUAUUAACAUAAUAUUCAAUUCAAUAUUUCCAUAUUUGCGUUUCAUGAAACGUCAGAACGUAACCAGAGAGGUAAAGGUUGACGUAUUUUAUGAAGAAUUUCAGCGAGACGUCUGUUUGGUUCUUUAAAAAACCCUCGAAGGUGUUUUUCAGCUUUUUCUGCCAUUGGAGGAUAUCUGCGUCCUUUUGACGUUCCCAAACAAGUGUGUCCGUUGUAUUUAUGCUUUGUUAGGCAGAAAAAACCUUUGCGAUUAUUGUAUCUGCAUGAAUGUAUAAAGAUUUACAUUAUCUUAAAUCGUAAUUUCAAUGUUUGACUUCUGUAUAAGACUUACUUUAAAAUAUUACUGUAAUCAAGUACAUUUGUCACUCCUAUGAACAUCUGUACGUCCAAUAGCAAGGAGACUGGGUCAGAUAACAGUUGCUCUCCAUCAAUUGUUAAAAUCUAUCGAGUUAAUAAUUAAUGUUAUUAAUGUACUUAUAAUUGAACGCAAGAACUUCAAUAUAAUGUUCUAUAUUUA